AGAAUCAAUACUGUGCAUUGGUUCCAAGACAGAAGAAUGGUAAGGGUAAUGGAGGUUAAAUGAAUUUCCCAGGAUCACACAGCCAAGAAGUGUCUGAAGGCACAUUUGAACCCAGGACCUCCCCUCUUCAGUCUGGCUCUCAAUCCGCUGAGCUACCUAGCUGCCUUAAUUUUUUUUUUAAACCCUUGCCUUCUAUCUUAGAAUUAUGGGUUAGGCAAUUGCAGUUAAGUGACUUGUUUAGGGUCACACAUUGAGGAAGUAUCUGAGGCCAGACUGGAACCCAGGACCUCCCCUCUCUAGCCUGGCACCCUGUCCUCUGUGCUACUAAGUUGCUUCACUUCAUAGCUAUUAAGUAGACUAUCAGCUCAUUGAUGGUACAGCCUAGUGAAUGAUAGGUGCUUAGUAAGUGCUUUAUUCAGCCAUUUUUCAGUCAUGUCCAACACUAACUGACCCUAUUUAAAAAAAAAACAACCUUACCUUCUGUCUUGGAAUCAAUACUGUGUAUUGGUUCCAAGGCAUAAGAAUGGUAAGGGCUUGGCAAUGGGGGUUAAGUGACUUCCCACAGUUGGGAAGUGUCUGAGGCCAGAUUUGAACCCAGGACCUCCAGCUGUCCCCUCUAACUGACUCUAUUUGGGGUUUUCUAGUCAAAGAUACUGGAGUAAUUUGCCAUUUCCUUCUCCAGUUCAUUUUGCAGAUGAUGAAACUGGGGCAAACAGGGUUUAUGUGACUUGCUUAGGGUUACCCAGAUGAUAAGUGUCUAAGGCUAGAUUUGAACUCAAGAAGAUGAAUCUUUCUGAUUUCAGACCCAUCCACUGUGAUGCCCCAUGAAUAGAACUGUUAGGUAUGCAUAUGUAUGUUAGAAGUGUAGACUCUUUGAGGGCAGAAACUAUCUGGCUUCCAUCUUUGCAUCCCCCUGGCCCAGAUUAAGUGCUUAAACAAUUCUUGUAGGUUGAAAUGAGCUGAAAAGACCAAUGCUCAUUUAUGAUGAAGUGAAUUUAAUUGAAUUCCAAGAAGGUUAGCUCCAUAUAUUACCCUUUAGCACCUUUCCAUCAGCCCAAAUAAUUAUCUACGUAUUCAGGGAAAUUUUUUUCCCUCCACUAUUUUUUUUAAAAGAAGAAACACUGAAAAGUAAUUUGAUCAAGUAACCUCCCUUUCUACCAAGAUGGAUUUUAACAUAAAUUACUUUGGAUAGGAGUCCUUAGAUAGAAAGUAAUCACGCCUUUGCCUGAUUUGGCACAGUCCUUCAAAAGGGAGACAAUUGAUCCUAUGAUUUCUUUCUGCAGUUCCCUUUCCACCCUGAGAAUUCUCUGACCAAACAGCUCAAGUUCUAGAAAGUCAGGUUUCUUCAUUAUGCUCCUUGAGAGGAGGGACUAUCUUUUGCCUUUGUUUCCCUAGAUCUUAGCAAGAGUGCCUGACAUUUUGUAAACCUUUAAUAAAUGCAUUUGCCUAUUGUCAUUUGACCAUUUCACUUGACCUCAGUUUCCGCUUUUGGAAAGUAAGGGACUAGUUCACUUUGAUGGUCCCUUCCCCUCUGAAACUGGCUUCCAGCUUCAAAGGAAUGACCUCACUUGACUCUCAAAGCUUGGAGGGGUAGGAGAGGGGGCCUGUCAAUGGGUGCCAAACCUUCCCUGAGAUUUUGCUUUUCUUUUUAAUGAAAAAGCAUGCAGAAAACUAUCCCAUGCCUCAAAAACUAUUGUAAGAAACCUUUUAAAGUCAAGUCUUUUGCUUUUAGUAAACCCUCCCUAAACCAGGUCAUUCAGCUCAAGCUUUUUCUAAAAUGGUCUUAGCUCUCCAGACCAUUGCCCUUUUAGCCAGGGAUGGCCCUAGAGGCAGGCUUUUCCUCCCUACCCAGUAUCUGAAAACAGGCAAAUGCCCAUUCUGUUUGUCCUAGGCUUCUCUGGCCUCUUCCUCCCUCAGCUUCCUUCUUGCUUGAGAACCAGAGUAUUUGUAACAACUUUUGAUUGUGAUAGAAAAUUUAACAUGGUAACAAUGAGAAAAUAAGGAGGAAUACCAGGCAAAAAAGAGACUCAACAAAUUUUUUUAAACUACAGUCAAACUAAUCUCUUCAGUCAAUUAAAAAAAUCAAGCAGAGAAUUAAAACAGAAAGGUGGAGGUCUGUUUCUGCUACUUCUCUGGAAAGAUCAUCAAACUAAGUAAAUAGACUUCCUGAGUCUUGCCUCAUCUCUUCUUCCAGCUAGAGAAGAGGUUUUUUUUUUUUUUUUAAUAUAUUUUAUUUGAUCAUUUCCAAGCAUUAUUCAUUAAAGACAUAGAUCAUUUUCUUUUCCUCCCCCCACCCCCCCAUAGCCAACGCGUAAAUCCACUGGGCAUUACAUGUUUUCUUGAUUUGAACCCAUUGCUUUGUUGAUAAUAUUUGCAUUAGAGUGUUCAUUUAGAGUCUAGAGAAGAGGUUUUUAAACCACAGAUUUAGGGCCAAAAGGAGCCUUGGAGGACAUCUAGGCCAAAGCUCUCAUUGCACAGAUGAAGAAACUGAGGCCAAGGGAAAUUAAGUGUAGUCCAAGGUCACAUUGACAGUGAUUAUCAGAAUAUAGCUCAGUUCUUUUUCCAUUGUCCCUGUUGUGGGCCAAUAAACAUUGACUGAGACAGCAAGGUUGUUCAGUGGAUAGAGAGUCUGGGGUCUUGGGUUCAAAUGUGUCCCUAGACAUUUCCUAGUUGUGUGACCUUGAGCAAGUUACAACUCCUAUUGCCUAGCCCUUAUUGCUCUUUUGUCUUGAAACUAAGACAGAAGAGAAGAGCUUUAAAUAAAAAAAAAGAAAGAAAGAAAAAUUCUUGAACACCUAUUGUGUGCUAGGACACUGGGGAUACUAAGAAAGAUAAAAGACAAUUUCUGCCCUCCUAGAGUUUACAAUCUAAUGGGGGAAGGCAGCCAACCACUAAGGACAAACUAUAGACUGAGAACCUUGGAGAUAAUCAACCAAAGGAUGACCCUAGAAUUCAGAGUGAUGGGAAAGGAUUUCAAUGGAAGGUGGGAUUUUAGCUGGAAGGUAUUAAAAUCAGGAGGGAUUGGGAAAGAAGGGUCUUGAGACAAGCCCAGAGGCAGUGAUCUGGAGGCAGGCACUAUCAGUGAAAAUUCCUGGAGCUGUGAAUAUUGGGAGUGUCUUUUUCCAGAGGAGAAUAUCUAGUAGGCUCAAGUCAUGGGAUCAUUCUGCUAUGUGGUGGGGUUUGGGAGGCAUAGUCAGGGAAAGAGAAAGUGUAACAAGACUGGAGAAUCCUGGAUCUAAAGGACUGUGAAUGCCAACAUUUUCUAUUUGAUCCCAGAGUACUAUGAUGGCCCAUCCUGAAUCUGAUUUGAUGGAGGAGUGCCUGAAAGAAGACUUGAAGUUUUACUUCAUGAAUCCAUGCGAAAAGUAUCGAGCGAGACACCAGAUUCCAUGGAAAUUGGGGCUACAGAUUUUGAAGAUUGUAAUGGUGACAACACAGCUUGUUCUUUUUGGUCUGAAUAACCAAUUGGUGGUCUCUUUUAAAGAGGAUAAUACUGUGGCUUUUAAGCACUUAUUUCUAAAGGGAUAUUCUGGCGUGGAUGAAGAUGACUACAGUUGCAGCGUCUAUACACAGGAAGAUGUCUAUGAAAGCAUGUUUUUUAUUAUUAACCAGUAUCAUCGUUUAAAGAAUAUAUCACUGGGCAUGCUUGGUUAUGAAGAAAACGAAGAUGAUAGAAUUGGCUUGAGAGUGUGCAAACAACAUUAUAAGAAAGGCACUGUUCUUCCAUCAAAUUAUACCCUCAACAUAGACAGUGAAGUUGAAAUAGAUUGUAUCCACUUAGACCCACAAGUCCUCAAUAGUGAGAAUUCAGGACAUUGGAUGAAUUCCUCAUUUUUUAGUCUAGAAUUUUAUCGGCUUUUACAAGUUGAAAUCUCCUUUAACCUCAAAGGCAUUGACCUACAGACAAUCCAUGCCCGGGAGCUACCAGACUGUUAUGUCUUUCAUAACAUUAUUACCUUUGACAAUAAAGCCCACAGUGGUAGAAUAAAAAUCUAUUUUGAUACCGAGGCCAACAUUCAGGAGUGCAAAGGCUUGCAUGUAUCGGGGUCAAGUCAGAAAAAUACCCAAUACAUCCUGAUGUUCGAUGUGUUUGUUAUUGUGAGCUGUGUUACUUCCCUUAUUCUGUGCACCAGAUCCAUCGUCUUAGCCCUCCGACUGCAAAAAAGAUUUACAAGGUUCUUCCUGGAGAAAUAUAAAAGGCGCGUGAAUGAUGCUGACCGCUGGGAGUUUAUCAAUGGAUGGUACAUCUUAGUGAUCAUCAGUGACCUAAUGACCAUCACUGGAUCAAUAUUAAAAAUGGAAAUCAAAGAAAAGAAUCUCACAAAUUAUGACCUCUGCAGCAUUUUGCUUGGGACAUCCACUUUGUUUGCUUGGGUUGGAGUCAUCAGAUACUUGGGUUAUUUCCAGACAUACAAUGUGCUCAUUUUGACGAUGCAGGCUUCGUUGCCCAAAGUCCUUAGGUUCUGUGCUUGUGCCGGGAUGAUUUACCUGGGAUACACCUUCUGCGGCUGGAUUGUCAUAGGACCCUACCAUGAGAAGUUUGAAGAUCUGAGCACAGUGGCAGAAUGUUUGUUUUCUCUGGUCAAUGGCGAUGACAUGUUUGCGACCUUUGCUCAAAUCCAGCAGAAGAGCAUCUUGGUGUGGCUCUUCAGUCGUGUGUAUUUAUAUUCCUUCAUCAGCCUUUUUAUAUACAUGAUUCUCAGUCUCUUCAUUGCACUUAUUACAGACUCCUAUGACACCAUUAAGAAAUACCAACAGAAUGGCUUUCCACUAACGGACCUUCAGGAAUUCCUAAAGGAAUGUAGUGGCAGUGAAGAGUACCAGAAACAAGUCACAACCCCCAUGACCUUUCUCUGCUGCUGUCGAAGGCGAGAAAGUGAUGACAAUUUGAUACUUAUUAACUAAGGAGCUGUUGGCCAGAGAGAAUGGAAUUUCAGGCCUCCUUACACCAUGGAAAUGUAGGGUGGGACCAAGCUAUUGUUGUUGAAAGGGUCACCCAGAUUCCAAACUUGGACUUACGUUUCCAUAAACAGACUGACUUAUUGAACUGUCAAGUGGGAAAGAGAAGUUGCUAAUUGUGCUGCUGGCUGGCUGAAGGACCGGAGCCACUUUUUAUGAACUUGGAUUCCAAAGACUAGCUCACCUAUCUCACUAGAAGUUUACAUACAUAGGAUGGGGACAACUGAUUUUUUUUCCCCAGUUUGUCUUAUUUAUGGGAUGAAACAUUUGUCGGGGGGGAAGUAGAGAGAAGGAGCGAAAAGAUUACUUAUUUCAAAAGGCGUAAAACAAUGGCGUAAAAGCUACAUACAUAGAUGUUGUUCUAAGUGAAGACCAGCAGGAGAAGAAAAGUGGUGCUGGAGAUGGAAGAUGUUUCAGUGACUCACCGGCAACAUAGAAGAGAACUUGGUUGUUGAAUUCUAAUCUAGAAUCCCCAAACUGAAGAUCUUUUCAGCCAUUUGAAGAUGCAAAGAUUUUAAAAAUAUUCUUAAAAUGAGCUAAAGAAUGUUAUGAGACAUUUCUUAAUCUGUUUCUCAAUUUUUUUUCCUGUGGUUUUCCUCUACUCUAAUGUAAUUUAGAAAUCUUAAUGGGUUAGCUCGUGUAUUAGCUGGACUGUGGCUCAUUUGAACCCAUCCCUGCCACUCUGGUUACUUGGUAACUGCACACUAACCUAAUUGAGGGUCAGAGGGAGGAAACACGGUUGUAUGGACAGCACACAUUUUUAAUAUAAACCAAUUCCAGAUUGAACACCAUUAAUGUGCUGUUUACCCUUCAAGUUAUGGUAAUAUGGCAAUUUGUUAAAUCAAUAAAUAUAUUUUUAUGAAAAUUCAUGA
This is a messenger RNA of Monodelphis domestica (gray short-tailed opossum), 5831 nucleotides long. RefSeq names its product mucolipin TRP cation channel 2 (gene MCOLN2). Gene Ontology annotation, cellular component: membrane. Gene Ontology annotation, molecular function: NAADP-sensitive calcium-release channel activity. NCBI's taxonomy places the organism in Eukaryota, Metazoa, Chordata, Mammalia, Didelphimorphia, Didelphidae. The record is from RefSeq and is a predicted model, not a curated record.